Molecule: messenger RNA, 3270 nt
Organism: Lontra canadensis (Northern American river otter)
Lineage: Eukaryota; Metazoa; Chordata; Mammalia; Carnivora; Mustelidae
Gene: POC5
Product: POC5 centriolar protein
Exons: 13
Coding region: 190-1920 (576 amino acids)
Cellular component (GO): centrosome
Source: RefSeq, a predicted model, not a curated record
UCUUUUAUUCCUCUCUGCAGUUUGAAACUGUCAGGUCGCUGCCAAGGGAUCCGCUUUACCGCUGUUGUUUCGGCUACGACGCGGCGAGGAGAAGGGGAGGCAGGCGUCUGGGUUUGUGGAGACCCGCGACGGCCGCUGUGAUUGAGACCUGUUUCACCUUCCACUGAAAUUGUUCAGUGUUCGUGUAGAAUGUCAUCAGAUGAGGAGAAAGGCUCACUUCCCGUUAUACAGAAUGACUCUGAGCAGGGCAGUUCUGUCUCUUCAGAUCUUCAGGAAGAGUAUGAAGAACUGCUUCGUUACGCUAUCGUGACUCCAAACAUUGAAUCAGGUGCUCUACAGCCAUGUCAUUCUAAGGGAGAAGUGGUACCAGAUGUGCGGGUUCCUACUAUAAUUGAUGAUAUUCUUCAUAAUCAAGCAGGAAAUAGCCCUGUAGUAAGAGAAACAAGGAUGGAAGUUGGAAAAGGAUGUGAUUUAAAUAUUUCAAGUCAUUCAAAGACGGAUGGGUCAUCGCCAGUGUCGUCACCGAGGAAACCCUCACACCCUGUCAUGGAUUUUUUCAGCUCUAACCUCUUAGGUGACUCUUCCUCACCAGCAUCUAUUUCUAGUCAUGCAGACGUCCAUGAAAUCAUUGUGAGUGAUUUUCUUACUUCAGAUGAAAACCUUCAGAAGAUGGAAAAUGUACUGGAUCUUUGGAGUUCAGGGCUUAAGACAAACAUCAUAUCUGAACUAAGCAAAUGGAGACUGAAUUUUAUUGACUGGCACCGAAUGGAAAUGAAAAAAGAGAAAGAAAAACAUGCAGCACACUUAAAACAACUGUGCAACCAGAUCAACAGCUUGAAGGAGCUGCAAAAAGCCUAUGAAGUUUCCAUCGGGAGAAAAGAUGAGGUGAUUUCUAGCUUGUCUCAUGCCAUAGGCAAGCAAAAGGAAAGGAUAGAGUUGAUGAGAACAUUCUUCCACUGGCGAAUUGGCCAUGUUAAAUGCAGACAGGAUGCCUAUGAAGGUAAACUAGCUGACCAGUACUUCCAGAGAACUUUACUGAAGAAAGUCUGGAAAGGCUGGAGAUCCAUAGUACAGAAACAGUGGAAAGAUGUGGUAGAACGAGCUUGUCAAGCAAGAGCGGAAGAAGUUUGUGUCCAGAUUUCCAAUGAUUAUGAAACCAGAGUUGCUGUGUUAUCUGGAGCUUUGGAAAAUGCAAAAGCUGAGAUUCAAAGAAUGCAGCAAGAAAAAGAGCACUUUGAAGAUUCCAUGAAGAAAGCUUUCAUGAGGGGUGUGUGUGCAUUAAAUCUCGAAGCCAUGACUAUAUUUCAAAACAGAGGUGAUACAGGGAUAGACUUCACAAAUAAAAAAGAAGAGUAUGGCCCUGGCGUUCAAGGCAAAGAACAUUCUUCUCAGUCAGAUUCUCUGGCCCCUCAGAUGCCCUCAGUGGUUGCACUGCCACCAUCCCCGCCAGCAGCAGCCAUGGGAGCGGCCAGCGCCUCUGCUUUUACCUCCGCUGCCUCCAUCACUUCUGCUGGGGCCACUUCUGCUUCCUCUGCUCACCUUCCGGUUUCUGCAACUCUUGGCUCCGGGUCUACAGCUGCUGCUGCACCAGAAGAAAUGUAUGUGCCCAGAGUUGUGACAUCUGCACAACAGAAAGCUGGAAGAACAAUUACAGCCCGGAUCACAGGGAGAUGUGAUUUUGCCUCCAAAAACAGAGUUAGUAGCAGCUUAGCUAUAAUGGGAGUUUCUCCUCCCAUGAGCUCAGUUGUUGUGGAAAAACAUCAUCCAGUCACAGUGCAAACCAUUCCUCAAGCUGCUGCAGCAAAGUAUCCCCGGACAAUUCAUCCUGAAAGUAGUACCUCAGCUUCUAGAUCCCUCGGAACCAGGUCAACUCACACCCAGUCUCUCACAAGCAUCCAUUCCAUAAAAGUGGUUGACUAAAAUGAAUAUGCACAUAUUGAGAUCUUUUAAUUCUUCUGGUUUUACCAAGGAUUAGAAGUCUCUCAUUUUUAAAAUUUCAUAUUCUUAAAACAUCAUGGAUACAUCAUGUUCAUCUUUUCAAAAUUACAAGAGACUUUUUCAAGCCAUACCAUCCUUUGUAACUAUAUGUAGGAUUAUUUUAAUGUUAUUUUUUUUAAUUUAAAUGAUUAAGUAAAACUUUUUUAAAUUAAAAAAUGACUUAAUUUUUUAAUAGGUUCAGCCGGUCACUGAUUACAUCAUCAAAGUAUAUAAAUCCUGUUUCUCAACAUUAUUUCCAAAAGGGUCAAUCAUUUCCAGUGUUACCAAGUCAACUCUGAGAACUUUACUAAAAAUAUUAAAAUAGAAUUAAGGUAUUUUUAUUUUAAAAUUAAAAAGUAAUAAUGAUACUUUAAUACAAAGUUACUGUGAUGUUGGUAUAUUAGUCUUCAUUUUCCUAAGAUUAUUACAAUUAAAAAUGGGAAUCGGUAAGAUCUAUGAAUAAUUUUAAUGUUAAAAGGGAAAGAUUUUUUUGCUGGACAAAAAGAGAGACACAGAAACAUCAAAAAAAUUUCCUCUUAGAAUGAUCCUAUUUCUGAUGUUCUUUCUUGCCUUUCUGAAACUGUAUGGUGUUGAGCCUUUUUUCUCUCUGCACAUCUAAACAUCGCCGUAUGGGAGUGGGUAUAGCACUGGGCAAUUCAGCAAACCUUCUAGGCCUGGGCAGAGACUUUUCAGUGGAAGAAACCAUCUGGGUAAAAGUGAUUGAGGAAAGCAAGACCAGGCUUCUAAUGGUUUUAUUGCUGGCUGACUGGGUUAUCUUGGGCCAGACAUUUAAUGUCAUAAAUCAUAGGAUACCACUUGUGAAACAGAUCUACCUACCCCUCCUAUUUCAUAAAGUACUCUGGCUUACAUAAAAACAAGUCAAUUCUAAAGAAUCUUUCCAUAGCCUCAAUUUUCAUAUCUUUCACAGAAUUGGAUGGACUUAAUUAGAAGCCUGUUUCACUUUGAAUGUGAUCUAGCUCUGUGCUCUAACUUUAUUAUAGGAAAUAGUUUUUCUUACUGUCUCACCUUGUAAUAGAACAUGAGAAUAAAUGUGAGAUAGGCAAAUAUCCUUUUUCCUAAAGGGCACACCAAGGCUUUUCUGAAUUAAAGAAUAAAAGAAUUAGAGUAUUGUGUGUUAGAGUAUUAGAUCCUUCUUUUGCAGCACUGUUGUGAAUUCUGGUCCAGCUACCACUGUGGCAGACAGCGCAUCAGGAGUUACAACAAACACAAACCAACAGUGCCUCUUGUGCUACCCGUACCUCGGCCAUGCUCUUCUCUAGGACUUCACCAUGC